Molecule: messenger RNA, 1266 nt
Organism: Akanthomyces muscarius
Lineage: Eukaryota; Fungi; Ascomycota; Sordariomycetes; Hypocreales; Cordycipitaceae
Exons: 2
Coding region: 1-1266 (421 amino acids)
Cellular component (GO): mitochondrion
Molecular function (GO): (3R)-hydroxyacyl-[acyl-carrier-protein] dehydratase activity
Source: RefSeq, a predicted model, not a curated record
AUGAGCCAUACUCUGCCGACUCUCCGAUCAGGCUGUCGGCAACACCAGCAGCAUCUAGGCCGUUGCCGACUCAUCGUUCGCCGACCUCAGCCUGCAUCAUGGCAUAGCGCGCAGCAGCCGAGCACGCCUCGUUCGUGGUCCAUACGGAUGCUUUCAUCGUCCACCGCGUCAUCGCAGCAGCAGCAGCAGCGAGUAAUCAAGCCGGACAUUGAGCGGCUGCGCCAUCAGCCCGCCAAGGUCAUCCCAGACUAUCUGACGCCCAUGCCCUCGCACCUCCUGACGACUAUGCUUGCGGAUCUAGAACUCUGUGGUGCGAGCAGCACGCCACACGGUGGCGCUUCUUCUCCCUCCUCGACCCUGCCGCUUCGGCGACCUGGUGGCUCUGCUGCGGAAUCGGCGGAAUCGUCGCCGAUGGUCCAAUCGCCGCCGUCAUCGCUGCCCCAGGGCCACCACCUGGUCUACUUCCCCAUCCUGGCUGCCCCCUCGCACCUGGCGCCCGACGGCGCGGACAUGGACCACUCGCCCGGCGCGCAUUACUCGCGCCGCCUCUGGGCCGGCGGAGAGGUAACGUUUCGUGAUGGCACAGGACGGAGCGCAGGAGAAAAGGACGUCCCUCGCGGGGCGCUGGUUCUGGACGGGCAGCCGUGGACGUGUACGGAAACCAUCGGCGACGUGCGAGUCAAGGAAGCGAGCACGGGGCUGGCAAAGACUCAAGGACAAGAAAAGAUUUUUGUCGAUGUGUGGCGCCGAUAUGCGCUGGGGCAUCCCACGGGGCAGGAGAGCCUGCCGUGGUCGAUUGAGGAGCGCCGGACUCUUGUCUUUAUGAACCCAGGUGACGAUGCUGAGACCCCGACCGGCGGAACCCCUAAAAUAAUCAAAUACCCUCACGAAGCUGCCCAUUGCGUCCAGAUCCUGCCCUCUCCGCGCCACUUGUUUCACUUUUCGGCCCUGACAUUCAACGCCCAUGCCAUUCACCUAGAUCCGCAGUAUGCACGGUCCGUAGACGGCCACCGAGCACCGCUCGUGCAUGGGCCGCUCACGCUGGCACUCAUGCUGCGCGUGCUGACGGGCUAUUCCGGCCAGUUUGUCUCGCGCUUCGUCUACCGCAACCACGCACCUCUGUAUGUUGAUGAGCCGCUGACCGUCAAGGUGCGGCCUGUCCCGUCGCGGGCCGACCGCAGUGACAGCGGAGCGACGUGGGAUGCGUGGGUGGAAGGCCCAGACGGAGGACUUGCUGCCAAGGGAACAGCUACCAUGGCUGCUUGA